Vitrella brassicaformis is the source of this 574-nucleotide messenger RNA. Lineage: Eukaryota; Vitrellaceae. The record is from the annotation of a GenBank genome assembly.
UUAAGCUUCUUUCAGGGUCUCUUCGUCGAGGUCGAACUCGUCGCGCAGGUCGAGGGCCUCCGAGUCGCUCGUUUCAAUCUCGUGGGUCCUGGGGCUUCCAUGGAUCCAAGCCGCGCACAUCCCAGCCAAGGGAUGGAGCUGUUGCGGAGGACCGUGCAGCUGGCGUGCAGCCGCCUUCUCGGGCACCAGCUCGUCAUGGGCGAGAGAGGCCAGACUGUCCUGCGCCGUUGCCGACGCUUCCUCUGCCGCGUCCUUCGCUGCGUGCCGCUGCUCCCAGCGGCACUGUCGGCAUGGUGCUAUGGGCAUGGUGCGUCGCAUCGUUUGCCUGCCGGAGGACUACCCUCCGACUAAGUCCUUCGCGCUCCUCCGCAUUCUGCGAAGGACCGAGGAGGAGAAAGUGGAAACCACGAGCCUUGAAGAACGUCGGAAUCGAAAGAGGUAUAAAGGGGCCUUUUCGCGUUUUGUUAGCCUCAGUCUUUUUGGGCCCGUCUCCCCGUCUCCGGUCGAGAAUCGCUUUUUGUGGACGCUACUGCUGCUGCUGUGUCACUCGGCCAUCGGCCACCCAACGUCCUCA